Saccostrea cuccullata (small rock oyster) is the source of this 4145-nucleotide messenger RNA. Its product is annotated as sodium- and chloride-dependent GABA transporter 2-like. The transcript is spliced from 15 exons. The record is from RefSeq and is a predicted model, not a curated record. Lineage: Eukaryota; Metazoa; Mollusca; Bivalvia; Ostreida; Ostreidae. Bases 36 to 1943 code for a protein of 635 amino acids. Gene Ontology annotation, biological process: sodium ion transmembrane transport. Gene Ontology annotation, cellular component: plasma membrane.
CUUUUAUUUGACAAAUCUUCAUCAAACUUGGCAAGAUGGGUGAGACUUUUGCACAGUGGAAUCUCCUUCAGCUCUCGUUUAUUGCAGUGUUUCCAGCGUAUCUAGCCUACAUAAGGAUUGUCAAUGGAAUGGCUUUGGUGUCCUUGUACGUCUACUUAUUUGUCUUGUGUAUGCCGGCCAUGCUGAUUCAGAUGAAGCUGGGAGGAUACAAUCAGAAAGGCAUUGUGGGAUUGCUCUCCCAACACCUGCCAAUUAGUAAAGGAGUGGGCGUGGCAUUAUUGGUUGACCUUUUCCUGACCUGUUUAUAUGUUGCCCCAUUGGUCUGUCAUUUUGGAAUGUAUGCCAUCAUCUCAAUGAUUGAGCAGCCUUAUGUAUGGAGCAGUUGUGACAAUGAGUGGAAUACACUAAACUGUGCUGAUAUCCACACAAAAGUUGUAACAGGAACAGAUAAUGGAAAUACCUACGAAUUUAAAGGAGUGGGACAGAAUUCAAAAACUACACCGGAGUUAGAAUUCUACCAUAAUGCCUAUCUACAGCUCUCAAGCUCUGUCAGUAAUAUAACGGGGUUUCCCAUCUGGACGUUUACAUCACAGCUUCAGAAUGUUGGGAUUUCCCUACUUCCUGUUACGCUGGCCGUCCUCUGGAUACUGGUCUUUCUCUUCACGGCCUUUGGAGCACGGGUUUCUGGAUGGAUUUUGUUUAUACUGGGGCCUACCUUUGUUGGUAUGCUGUUGGCUGUGCUGGGUUACGGCUAUAGCAAUCUAGAAUCGGAGCACUCUAACAGUUUCCUGCUACGGUUCUAUAACCUGGACUUCAAAGGCUUCCUGCAGCCCGUGGAUACCAGAGUACUGGUUAAUACUGUCAGUGAGGGCUUUGAUUUGUUGAUGAACUCCUUACCUGUGUGGACAGCCAUUCCAGUGACGAUGGGGAAAUUUACAGGAAAGGGAAAAAUUAGUCGAAACCUGGGCUGGUUGCUGGUCAUUAUAACGUAUGCCCUGGUAAUACAGAUACCCCAACUGGCAAUGGUGCCGUAUAUAGGGAACCUGUUGGCCAAAUCCCAAGUGAAGAACGUCUUAAAAGAUGACGCAUUUAAUGUCACCUCAAGGGGAAUGAGUAUAGAGCUGGUUUUUAAUGCGAUGCCAGCAGCCUUCGCGGAGUUAGAUGUCCCACCAGUUUACGCCAUGCUUUUCUUCUUGUCCAUCUUCAUUUGCGGGUUUAUGUUUCUGUGUGUUGCGAUGUUGACAAUUGUUGAUAACAUCGUAGACAGCUUGACGUCGCGAUUUGCACGUCUCUUUGACAGGAAGCAUUGCUGUACCUUUGUUACAACGUUCUUUCUCAUGGUAGCCUUGAUGUGUCUGGGACUCCUCAUGACCACAAGGGCUGGAUUUUACUACAUCAUUCUGUUGGACCAAUCCAUCACCAGAAUGAGAUUUAUCACUGUAUUCAUAUUAGCAGUGUCUGUUAUUAUUGUUUAUGUGAAGCACACAUUCAGCAUAGUAGAGAGGAUCCUGAUCAGUAUAUGGUGUAUCCUGGCUGCUACUGCCACAGCCGGUUUUUGGUUGUACUCGUUCAUCAUGUACCUGGGCUCCCCUAUGAAGUACGCAGGGGAGGAGUAUUCUAAGGUCUUUGACCUGGUGUCCUGGAUUAUCUCCGCCGUCCCCUACAUCGCUAUCCCCGCCGCUGCCAUGCACAGCUGUGGUCUGUACGAGGGAACUUGCAAAGAGAGAAUGCAGUACAUGUUCUGUGGUAAUCAGGAGGAACCACGUGACUAUCAAGGUUACUACCCCGCCCCGGAGCCUAGCGCACCACCGGCUUACUCCUACAACACCAACAGCUACGGACGUAACGGCUCCUCACUGUACCCAAUGGACGACAUCCACAAAAAUGUGUACGACCCCGAAAUGGAGCCCCUGGACACUCGUCUACGCUCCAGUCGUAUUUAGCAAUGAAUGGCUGGUGUGAAUCUCAAUAGGGAGAGGUGGAUCUAGAGAAACAAAGUGGUGUGACUCAUAACCUUUCAUUUACACAUGGACGCAGGAAUGUGGAGGUGUGGGUAGUGUUAUGUUUAUUUUCAUACCAUGGAGAAAUAGUUGUGUUUCAAUAAAUGCUAGAUCUGCAGACAUUCUAAAGCCUUAAACAGGGGAUCUCACCAGUGAUUUAUUCAUUUUAUACAAGGGGAAGGAAAGGAAAAUAGAAUGUAUAUAUGGAACAUUGUUAUUUUCAUGUCAUUACAUGUUGUAUUGAAUACUCUCAAUAUAUGUUUUUUUUCUUCUUUAUAUUAAAAUUGCAUAAUGCAGGAAAAGCAGUUUGGUUAUAAUUUUUCAUAAAAAAAAAUCAUGCUGAUAUUUUUUUGAAUGAUUAUGUUAAAAUGUUAAUCAUGAGACUGUCAGUGCAUUUAUUUUUCAAAAUUAUGUUUUUGAUCUGAAAAUGCAUUUUGAUGGAACCUAUACUGAAACUUUUUAUUUUGAUCAGUUUUAUCUGUUUAUAAUUUUUAUCUUUAAUACGUAUGAGAAAGUUCUUUUUUUUCACAUAAUACAACUCAAACAUGUACUUUUUUCAAAACUGGUUUCAUGUUUGUCAGUAUGACACAAAUUUGAAAAUAUGAAUUGUUGAAGACUUGAAUGAAAUCAAAGUAUUGUGAACUAGUCCAGUAGUCUUAGAACAUUAACAUUGUGUAUAAUUAUAUUCCCAUCAAUUUAUGUUUAUGAGAAUGUUUUAAAUACUCUUUUUAUCAUAAUAUUAAAAUGUUAACUGUGGUAUCGUUUUAAUUUAUAGUUAUUUUAGAAUGAAUAUUCUAGCAAAUGAGAGUCAGAAAAAUGAAAGUCACAUUCAUUAAGAAAUUGGUUUUGAGUGGUACAAUAUACCCAUACUGUACAGUGUUAAUUCUUUGGGACAAGUACACUACAUUUGUUUCCUAUAAAGUAUUAUUAUUAAUAGACAGUGUGUGUUUCAACCACAGCCAUUGAUAAUUGAAAUGGCCAGUAGAUGCAGCAUUUGUGGAAUUGAGGUUGUUAUAAAGAAUAUAAUGAUAAAAAUCAUACAAUAGAGAAUAUAAUGGUUAUAUAUAAUAAAUUUUUCAUGUGGCACAUGUACAUGUAUAUUCUAUUUUUAUAGAUUUCUGUACAUGUACAAGCAUUUCUUGUUCACAGGCAAGGAAUGGAAUGGUAAUUUUUUUAAUAGGAGGCAUUUGGAAAAAGGAAGGGGGGGGGGUUAACUUGCAAAAAUUCUUGGCUGGCAGAAGGAAACAGUUUUGUUAUUGGACAGAUUUUAUUAUUAAACUGGCACAAUCUCAACAUAUCUUGGCUUUCUAUUACUAAGUAUAUAUUGGAAAAUCUGGAGUAUCUAUGGGCUUUUUAAUGCAUGAUUAUAUGCUUUUAUCAAUCCAUGGGUUUUUAUUGAAAACAGCUGUACCAAAAAAUGCGCUGGGGUGGAAAAUUAGUAAUCCAUAUUAUGUUUUACUAUCUCUCAGUUUUGGGGAGUAGAAUAAGAAUUUUUGAAAAAUGGAAUAAAUUGCUUGAUAUUGACCAGCACAGUAUUUUAUCAAAUUUUAUGUGGGGUAUUUUAUUUAAUUUCAUUGCUUUUCAUGAUAUCAGCAAUAAAAAUUGUUUAAUGUAACAAUGGAUUGUCUAUCUGAUAAUGAUUUAGAAUUAUUUAAUAAAGCAGAAUCCAUGGUUUUUAUAAGCAAUUUUUCAUAUCAAAAUCUUACAAGAUUUUUUUGGAAAAUACAUACUGUAGAUUAUAAUUUUUCACGAGAUCUCAUUUUCCGCGAUAAAGCUACUUAGUACUAACAAGAAGGACAAAUUUUCAUGAAGUCUAGUUAUUACUGUAUUUACGUAAGCUAUGCUAUUACAAUUUUUUUGUGUGGACAAAUUUUUCGCCACCUGACAGUCUCGCUGAAAAUAAAGUUCUCGUUAAUAUAAAGUGAUUUACAAUACUGUUAGUAUCAUGAUGAAUUAACUUGCAGUAAGGUGGAGAUAAAUGCAUUAUUAACAAUAAGAUAACCACAACAAGUAGACUCAAAAUUUUCAGCAUAACUCUCAUAAGUAAAUUCAAAAUGUACAACACAGUAAUUAGGUCUACCUAAAUAUAUCAAAGUUUACAAUAUGAUAUAAGCUUUACUAUCAAUGAGGCUUGCCUCUAGCUUA